AUGUCCGAGCUAAAAACGAUCAGACAAGCGAUCAAACCGUUGUUAAUAGUGAAUUUUAUAUUUGGAAUGGGUAUAUUCGAGUUUGAAAAGAAGCAACCAUCGAAAAUGAUCGAAUACGCGUACACGUUGUUUUGUUUAGUGUUAUUCAUCUCUGUUAGCAAAUUCUCUUUGCCUUUUUACGAGAUACUACUUAUGUCGCACGCGGUGGAAGCAAGUCGUAAAAUGUUCCAAACGAUUUUUUUUUUAAAUGUAUUGCUGAUGGGCGCGCUGGUGGUUACCAGUAGGAUUACUGCAAAGACAUUGGGAAAAGUAAUUGUCCUCGUUGAAUCAUGCGACCAAACGAUGGAGAACAUAGGUUUGCCCAAAGGAUACCGCAGUUUGUUCCUGCACCAGGUCCGUGAAUUUGGGAUUUGUGGAUUUUUCAUCACACUAGUUGCCUUGGAAUUUUUCUAUUGGAACUUAACAGAAUCGAUGAUACUCUUCUCAUCGAUUCUCGCACUUAUGUCGCAUGCUCCAUUGAUGCUAAUCACCGUCUGCGACGUCUCCUUCUGCUUCUGGGUCAAAUACUUGAAGCUGAAAUUUCACCAAUUGAACCAACUGCUUCACGGUAUGCUGACAACGUCACCGGACUCACCGCAACACAAGAGGGUCCUAGAGAUGCGGUAUGAUUCCGAGAAUAAGAAAUUUACGUCGUUCAGGAACCAUCACGUUCGAGGAAGCAACGCGAACGCAAACACGAUGAGAGCAGUAAAGCAAAUUCACCUGGAGCUGAUCAAGAUUGCAAGAACAAUGAAUGCCGCAUACGGGAUGCAGAUUCUGUUAAUGGUGACCGUGUCGUUCAUCAUCAUCACUGGCCUUUUCUACCUGUUCUACAAUCUCCUAUGGCAAGAUUUAAACACCGUAGACUUCAUAGGAGCAAUGAUGCCCACGUGUUGCUGGAUCUUCACCUAUACGAUGAAGAUAUUCUACGUGAACCACGCGUGUGCCAAAACGAGCGCUGAGGCAGCAAACGCUGGAGACAUAAUUUGCGAGCUCUACGAGCCAUCCACUAGCAGAGAAUUUCGAGCAGAGAUCAGAGAUUUCACUCUACAAUUAAUCCAAAAUCCACUGAUAUUCACCGCCUGCGGAUUCUUUGAUAUGGACCACGCCUUUAUCCAAGGAAUCGUUGGAUCAAUCACCACGUAUCUCGUGAUUCUAAUCCAAGUGGGAGAUAUGACGAUGCAACGCUCUGCCAACUCUACCACCGAUGACCAUUUCAAUCAGACCAUUUCAACACUCGAAGUGGUGAACGUUUAG
Habropoda laboriosa is the source of this 1296-nucleotide messenger RNA. Its product is annotated as putative gustatory receptor 28a. Gene Ontology annotation, cellular component: axon; membrane; dendrite. The coding region runs from base 1 to 1296 and encodes 431 amino acids. Gene Ontology annotation, biological process: sensory perception of taste. NCBI's taxonomy places the organism in Eukaryota, Metazoa, Arthropoda, Insecta, Hymenoptera, Apidae. The record is from RefSeq and is a predicted model, not a curated record. The transcript is spliced from 7 exons.